Molecule: messenger RNA, 219 nt
Organism: Sclerotinia sclerotiorum 1980 UF-70
Lineage: Eukaryota; Fungi; Ascomycota; Leotiomycetes; Helotiales; Sclerotiniaceae
Exons: 1
Coding region: 1-219 (72 amino acids)
Source: RefSeq, a predicted model, not a curated record
AUGACGUGCGGUGUGCUCAAAGAUUUCUGUAAGGCUGUGCCCAUCCGCUGUAACGGUUACUUGCGUUUUUGGGGGUCAUGCCAGACUUCGGAUAAAGAGCCUGGCGAGAAAGAGGAGAGAAUAGCCUCCAAGCUAUCUGGCCUGACACACCCAGCAAUGACCCGCCUGACCGAGGGCGAUGAAAGCGCCACCCUGCACGGAGAAAUUGGUGCAUUAUAG